AUGCUCCGCAUCGUGCUUCAACGCUUAGCGGUGCAGCACCGAAUUGCCCAGCAGCUGGAGGCGGUGUCGCUGGACGAGGUGCUGCGCCGCAUGCAGUCAAGUUCACUGACAAACCCAUCGCGCUCACUCGAGGCCCACUUUGUAUUGGCCACAGAAGGGCGUGGCCAUGAGCCCAAUACCCCAGCAGCGACCUCAUCCGGUGCCGAGAACCUGAAGGAAUCCUCCGGCGACCUGCUGCGCAACGCGCUCAGCGAGCGGCUUCUCGCUGAGGUGCACCGAGAGCUCGGCUCGCCCACCAUCACCCUCGAUGAUGCCAGUUUGAUGUUAGCCAACUGCCUACGGCACGGGCUCUCCCCUUUCGCCACGCAGCAGAUUUUUACCCUCUGGCAACGGCGUAUGCACCACGCCGUGGCUGGUGCGCCUUCCGCUGCGUCGUCCCGCACAUCCAUCUCGAUGCUUGGCAUGGGAAAGGGCAACACCGCUGUUGCGCACGCUGGUGGAGGCGCUGCCGGUGUGAGCGAGCUGGCGCAGUUUCAGUCCCUGGUUCGUGUAAUGGAGGCGUGUCUUGAUGCCCAUGAUAGGCAACAGCAAGAUCUCAGCCGAUCUCUGAAACGAAUCUCCUUAGCAGCACCGGGUGCGCGGAAGCUACGAUCGAAGGGCUCGAUCGUCUUCACCCUCGAUGACUUGGCGGCUUUGGUAGACACUGUGGAGCAGCACUGGACGCUCUUUAUCGACCAUGGCACCUCCACAACAGGGCUGCUCGUGCAGUUCACCGCUCUCGCUCUGGUGCUGACGGGGUGUGCUUCAUCGGCGGCCGCCGAGGCAGAGCCUGGGAGCCGGUUCGUAAACAGUCUGCGCCGGCUGAGCCACUUGCGGACGGAUCGUGCGCUGUUGCAGCAGCGCAUCUUCUGCCUGUGUGAUCAAGCCAUCGCUUUGCUGUGCUCUCAAGAGGAGGAAGCUUCGGCAGCAGGCGAUGGAAACACACCGUCUCGUCGAGAGAGUCCGUGGUGGUAUCGACCGCAGGAACUCGUGCGUCUGUCGCAGGCGAUACAGCUUAUUGAGCUCUACGAAGCGGAGCAGCGGCGGGGCAGCGGAACUGGCUCACCUGUUGAGCACUCUUUCCAUGGCGAAGGGGGCGGGCCGCGCAGGCCAGGAAGCAGCGCCGCACGAACGUUGAGGAGGGACACUGGUAAGAUGGCGCUGCGCUCCUCAAACCCGGUGCGAGGCCCGGCGCUGAGUGGUGCGCAGACUGCGCGUGCGCCUUCCAUGGCACACUGCCUACUUCGCCUGCCCACUGCGUGGUGGCCCACUUCUUCAGCGUCCCUUCAUGAAGCCGCUGCGGGUCAUCGAACGACGGCGGCGGCUGUCCGGGCAAGGCGACGACUCGGCGUCUAUGUGACGCAUCGCGCACUACAGCACACCUCCACAGCGAUGUCUCGCCUAUCGGCACCACCGCCGAUACCCUCGUACGCCGUAUCGCCUGCUCUGGUGUCCAUCUCCCUUGCGGACAUCGGGGAGAUCUUCGCCACGGUGUGCGCCACAGCGUCGUCCCUGGCCUCCACGGAGGCAGUUACGGGGUUCUCGUGGUGGGUGCGCGAUGUCUUUGUCCAGCAGUACAGGCAGCGCAGCUUGCACGACGUGCAAGAAAUAGCUGCGCUCUUAGGGAUUGCAGAAGUCUGCGUCUUGUACCCCGACGGAACCCAGACGGUACUCGCUGAGGCUCUCAAGUGUCUCCAACGCUCUGCCCCUGUUUUGUGGCGCGUUGGUGACACGGCAGUGACUAGCGGGCCCGACACACCCGGCUUACUGUGGUCACGCGCGUGUGAGGUUGUCGGUGGUGCACUGACUCUGGCCACUCUCCGUGCCGAGGCCCAACGCACGCUGCGGGCAUUGGUGCACACCGCAAGCCAGCCUGCGUCUUCUGGUAUAAUGGCGAGGGGGUCGAGCAGCGAGCUGGCAUGUCGGCAUCAGCGGUACGGCCUCUUGGUGCUUGCAUGCUUGCAGCUGCAGUCACCAGGCGGCACAAUCACCCCAGCCCUGAAGCGGGUGAUUCAAGAGCUCGUCUUCUCUGCACCGUUUCGCUGCGAUGAUGCUGAUCACGGGGGACUGGCUGCGGUGGCGCGAGCUCUGUUCAUUUUCACGCGACCAGAGCUGACUCUUCGAGCCCCUGCAUUCGCCCAGGACACGCCACUGUGUGAUCCGGCUGUCCCGUACCUUUUAAAUGAGUUGACACGCUUCCUCUCCUCGUCAGCUGCUACGUGGGGCGAUGGCGCGACCGUUGCCGUGGAGGAUGACAAGGAUAAUCUGCAACCCCUGCCGCAGCUUACCUCAGUCGAGCGACAGCUGCUGCGCACCGCGUUGCAUGAGGUGCAGCUGCAGACGCAGCACGAUGUCAAGGAAAGGACGCCACGAGGACACGUGGUAGCCCCCAGUGGCGGUGAAGUGGGUCAAGGUCAGGCAGCGCGUACGGCAUCCGUGCAGGUGCCGUUGUCGCUCUCAGUGACGACGCAGGCUGGCGUGGUCGGCUCCGCGGAUGCCUCGAUGCUGUUCUCCGAUCGACAAGCAGGUGCGGUGAAUACGAAAAGCGGUGCGAGUCGGCGUUGUAUAGUGUCCCACGAGCGAGCCCCUCGACGUCGUAUGAGCAGCUCCAAGGAGCAUCUGCUAAUUCAGUCGGAGAUCGAUAGUCUGACCCACUAUCUCCGUCAGCGUCUCUCCCUGAGGUGA
Messenger RNA from Leishmania braziliensis MHOM/BR/75/M2904, 2724 nucleotides. RefSeq lists its product as hypothetical. Lineage: Eukaryota; Euglenozoa; Kinetoplastea; Trypanosomatida; Trypanosomatidae. The transcript has a single exon. The record is from RefSeq and is a predicted model, not a curated record. Bases 1 to 2724 code for a protein of 907 amino acids.